Messenger RNA from Ambispora gerdemannii, 636 nucleotides. NCBI's taxonomy places the organism in Eukaryota, Fungi, Glomeromycota, Glomeromycetes, Archaeosporales, Ambisporaceae. The record is from the annotation of a GenBank genome assembly.
AUGGAGGAUAAAAGACAGCACGCUAUUAAUGAACAGUUUCCUCAGGAGGCAGUUGACACUAAUAAAAAAAUUAAUACCAUUUUUCUCUUACCACCGCCAACAUUGCCACAAGGUGCAAAUUUUGCGCAUCAAAUACCAACAUUGCCAUCUUCUUUGAUUUCGUGUGCUUUACCACCUCUCCAUUUAACUUCUGUAGCGUCUAACGCAGAUCAUACCCUACCACCAAUUGCCUUCUACGAUAAUAUACGAGAAAAUGUGUUACCGCCGAAUACUUAUUAUUCUGCAUAUCAUAAUGAGAUUUGUAAUAACUUUUCAUCAGCUUCGCCUUCUCAAACUUCCGAUUUCAAAGUAUCAAGCACAUCAAAGACGAUAGCAAGCACUUCAUUUACGACGGAUGAAGAGCGUCAUCAACGUCGUUUGGAAUUAAAUCGAUUGGCUGCGAAACAAUCUAGAGAGCGUAAGAAAAUUUAUGUUUCAACUCUCGAAUCUCGUGCUUAUAGAUUGGAAGAAGAGAAUGCGAUGUUAAAGUCAUCGAUUAGGCAUGCCGGUGAAAGAUUAAUGAGCAUGAACUUGGGAAUCGCAGAUAAUCAUAGGUUGCAUUUGUUGAUUGUUGAUUUGAAAAGAAAAUUGCAUUAA